Messenger RNA from Paramecium primaurelia, 2409 nucleotides. The record is from the annotation of a GenBank genome assembly. Lineage: Eukaryota; Ciliophora; Oligohymenophorea; Peniculida; Parameciidae.
AUGGAGUUUAGUAGAAACACCUAAGAAUGUGUUGAUAAGAUUUGUGCAUCUGCUGAUCCUGUUACAUACACUGAUUUUGAAGAUUGUUAAGGUUAUAUCUUUGAAGGUAAUUGUACAUUAGGAGCUAAGAAAUAUGAAGAUUGAACAUUUACUGAAGGUGGAUAUUAAGCACUUGCAUUAUGUUCAGAAUAUAACACAGCUAAUUAAUGUAAAAAGAGUAAGAAUAAAGAUACUGAAGGUAACUUUUUAAAUUGCUAUUGGAAUGAUUCAACCAAAAAAUGUGGAGAUGCUAGUUGUGGAUAAGCUGAUGAUACAUUCACAACACAUGAUGCUUGUGAUACUUAUGGUAAUCCUAUGAAACUAAAAUGUACAGUUGAUAAAGAUGAUAAAGGAUGUGUUCCUAUUCCAGAUACUUGUGAAGGUAUGAGUAAAGGAUAAUGUGUUGAUGUUGACUCAAAAUUAAAUAAAUGUAUUUGGAUUGAAGUUGUUGGUAAUGGAUCAUGUGUUACAAGAACUUGUGAGAAUGCAGUCAGUCCUACUAAUUCUUCUGAUUGUAAAAAAGUCAUCUUUUCUAUUGUACAAUGAUUGAUACUGGAAGUAAGUGUAAAACUAAAGUAUGUGAAGAUUAUAAUUACACUAAUGAUAUAGCUUGUGCAGCACUCUUUAAGGAUAAAAAAUGUACUACAAAUGGAAAAUUUUAUGUAAACAGAGGAUCUUGUGCUUUAGCUUUAAGUUAAAAAGGAUGCACAAAAGAUUCAUCUGGUAAUGCUUGUGAAUGGAUUGUUCCAACUGAUACAACUAAAAUAGCUUAUUGUACAUUAAAGACAUGUAAUAAAACACCUAAAGAUUAUACUUCUGAAAGUUAAUGUUUAUAAUACUUUACUCCAAAAUCUCCUGGAGCUACUUUCACUACUUAAUAAGGUGGUAGUUGUGUUUAAAGAUCUACUUGUUCAGCAGCAUAAGUUUAAGCUGCUUGUACUUCUGAUUAAAAUGGAUUUAUUUGUGUAGAAAUUAAGAAUGUAAAAAUAUUUCUGGUACAACUCAUGCUGCUUGUUAUAAUCCUACUGAUAAGAACUUUAAAGGUAAAUGUACUGCUGGUAAAAGUGGUAAAUGUGCUCUUAUGUAGACUUGUGGAUUGACAACAGUAGAAGCAGCCUGUGUUUUUGGAACUGAUGGACCAUGCAUUUGGUUACCUGAUUAUCCUAAUACUGGUAGUAAUACUAAAGGUGCAUGUUUCCUAUAUGAUUUAUGUAGAAGUAUUUUGUGGAAUUCUUAUCCACUAUGUAAAUAUAUUUCAGAUAAAUGUACUACUAAUGGCAAAUUAUGUAUUGGUAUUAGAUUAAAUUAAAAAUGUAAAAUAUUUAUACUUAAUGUGCCAAAACUAAUGUAGAUGGAGGAUGUGUAACUGGUACAGAUCGAGACUGUAUUACAUCAGUUUAAACUUUAGGAGCAGCAAAUAAGGUUUGUACUAAAUAUGUAAGUUGUAAUUCAGCUUUAUUUACAACUCAUACUGAAUGUUUUAAUGCUAAUCCUAAUUGCACUACAAAUGGAACAUCAUCUUGUAUUGAAUUAGCAGCAUGUUCAACAUAUGUAAAAGAAGCUUGUCGUUAUAAUAAAGAUGGUGUUUAAUUGAAUUCAAGUAAAUAAAUUACUUCAACAGGCAAGUGCCAAUGGGAUGAAACUACAAGUGCAUGUAGAGAUUAAUAUUGUUCUGAUCUUAAAGGAGCUAAUCAUAAUGCAUGUUCAGCUUAAUUAAUUACAUGUACAAGUGAUGGUACAAAUUGUAUAACUUAAGAUUCAUUUACUAAAUACACUACAAAUAGCACAUGUAUCAAUUCUUUGGAUACUGAAGGUUUAUGUACUUGGAUUGAAGGUACAGGUGAAGCAGCUGGAACUUGUAGAGUUAAGACAUGUGAUGAUAUAACUGGUAGUACUUCUGCUUUGGCUUGUAGUAUUGUUAAUUCUUGUACUACUGAUGGAACUAAAUUUUUUAUUAGAGGAACAUGCGAUAAAUAUCUAACUAAAGCUGGAUGUAAUUAUAGACGAACUGAUGGAAUCUGUGUUUGGACUGAAACUACAACUUGUACUUUAACAACAGGAAAAUGUUCAAUAAUGCUAAAUUGUGCAGCUACUUCUAAGAUUCCAAUGCUUUCCAAUAAGCAUCUAAUAGAUGUAAAUGGACUUCUGGUACAGCAACUUUUGCUAGUUCUUGUGUUGAUCAUACUUGUGAAACUUAUAAUUCUUAAUCAGGAAAAUGUACAUAUUUCUCUAAUUGGGAUUCCACUAAAUAUACUAUAUGCCAUAAUGUAGCUGGUCAAUGUACACCUGCAGAUCCUAAGACAUUACUUGAAUCAGAAUGUUAUACUUAAUCAGCAUAUACACCAAGUUAAAUGCAUGUACUUAAUGUGA